Messenger RNA from Aureobasidium subglaciale EXF-2481, 156 nucleotides. RefSeq lists its product as uncharacterized. The annotation marks the transcript as partial. NCBI's taxonomy places the organism in Eukaryota, Fungi, Ascomycota, Dothideomycetes, Dothideales, Saccotheciaceae. The transcript has a single exon. The record is from RefSeq and is a predicted model, not a curated record. Gene Ontology annotation, molecular function: ATP binding; ATP-dependent chromatin remodeler activity.
GGCAAGUUCGGCAGAGUCGUAGUUGACGAGGCACAUUGUAUUAAGGGUACUCGUACUAAGGCGCAUAAGGCCGUGGUGGAGACCAACGCUGAUGCGGUGAUCCUCCUGACUGGCACACCAAUCUCGAACCGACUAUUACAGUUCUCGGGCCUCCUA